Molecule: messenger RNA, 777 nt
Organism: Zophobas morio
Lineage: Eukaryota; Metazoa; Arthropoda; Insecta; Coleoptera; Tenebrionidae
Exons: 5
Coding region: 1-777 (258 amino acids)
Source: RefSeq, a predicted model, not a curated record
AUGUGUCAAGUAACAGUCAGUCGUGACGCUCGUGUCAAAAUGAUGUCCUUUCUGAACAACUUCCUUCUCCUUUGUGACUUUUGCAAACCCCUCAAACACUUUUUAUUCUGCGACCCACAGACAUCGUCGCUCCAUUUAAAAGACCACUUAAACACGUGCUCAGACCGGCUAUUCAAAGUCAUUGGUGGCUUCCUAGCCGAAAAUGUGGAACCACUGGAACUGUCAGAUUUUUCGUCCGGUUUCAACUACACGCUUCUAAUGACGUAUUACGGCGACGUUAACUUAACCGGGGGCUGGCUGCAAAACCUGUCAAGUGUCAAACACGCAAAAUUCAGUUACUAUAAGACGUCCAGAAAAACGGAGACCAUUUUACCCUUAACUUUCGACGCUUUGAGUUUUACGUACAAUUAUAGUGCCGCUAUUUUGGGAUAUGGUCGCAGUGGCACAGUUUUUGGAAUUGUACAAGGACUGAAAAUGGAAUUGGUUCUAGGUUAUGAGUACCAAAAACCGGAAAUUACUUUUGACUGUCGUGCCACUGAUUUAGAAUACUUUGAUCUUGAAUUUGACGGCAAUUAUUUAAUUGACUGGAUUCUCAACUUGCUGGGCGACAUUUUGAUAACUGUGUUGAGAGGUCACAUUUUGACUAGCGUCGAGAACGCGGUUAAAGAGGAAGCUGAUGAAUAUAUAACCGAAAUUAACCGCAUUAUUACGGAGUACCAGUCAUCGUUGUUGCCACUCUUCUUCAAGAAACUGCUACAAGAGUCAGCUAAACCAUAA